Molecule: messenger RNA, 2937 nt
Organism: Puccinia graminis f. sp. tritici CRL 75-36-700-3
Lineage: Eukaryota; Fungi; Basidiomycota; Pucciniomycetes; Pucciniales; Pucciniaceae
Exons: 12
Coding region: 189-2444 (751 amino acids)
Biological process (GO): rRNA catabolic process; nuclear-transcribed mRNA catabolic process
Cellular component (GO): nucleus
Molecular function (GO): RNA binding; 5'-3' RNA exonuclease activity
Source: RefSeq, a predicted model, not a curated record
CAGCACCACAUCACCGAGGCGGACUUGGCAAAGAAGAAGUCAACCCCAGGAACAACCAUCAUCAAACAUGACGCCGAAAAACUGAAAGCUGGGCUCACACAACCAUCAAUCCUUACUAUUGAGCCAUAACAACCGAUCGACCGAGCGGACUACCCAGUGCUCGAUCCUGUCACUGACAUUACUUCAGAAUGGGCAUUCCAAAGUUCUUCAGAUGGAUGACCCAGAAAUACCCUGUUGUACUGCACCAAGUCAUUCAAGGCGAUUGUAUACCCGAGAUUGAUAAUCUUUACUUGGACAUGAAUGGCAUCAUUCAUAAUUGCAGCCAUCCUAGUACUCCAACUGCCGAUUUUCAAAUAACGGAACCGGAAAUCUUUUCGGGCAUAUUCGCAGCUCUGGAACAUCUUUUUACGCUAGCCAAGCCUAAAAAAUUAUUCUUUAUGGCCGUCGAUGGUGUUGCGCCCCGGGCGAAAAUGAACGAGCAGCGCUCUAGAAGAUUCAAAGCUGCUCAAGCCAACCAGACUAUGCUUCAGAGAAAUGCAUUCCGACGAUUCCAAACGGUCUCAAAUAGCUUUGAUAGCAAUUGUAUCACUCCUGGUACCCCUUUUAUGGCUCGACUACACGAGCAAUUGAAAUAUUUUAUCAAUAAGAAAGUAACCGAGGAUCCUGCAUGGCAAGCAGUACAAGUGAUUUUCAGUGGUCACGACGUACCCGGAGAAGGCGAGCACAAAAUCAUGGAAUACAUUCGACGGGCGAAAACUCAACAAGAUUACAGUCCUCACAUUCGCCAUUGUAUUUAUGGAUUGGAUGCGGACCUGAUCAUGCUGGCUCUACUAUCCCAUGAGCCCCACUUUUGUCUAUUGCGAGAGGAAAAUAGAGCGCCUCUCAAGAGAAAGCCCACCAUCAACUUGAAGGACCAACAGUUCCACCUCUUUCAAAUCUCGCUAUUUCGCGACUACCUUAAUUGGGAAUUUUCAAGCUUACAAUUGAUCAAAAACUUCAAGUAUGAUAUCCGAAGAAUCAUUGAUGAUUUUAUUCUGUUAUGCAUCUUUGUCGGGAACGAUUUUUUGCCUCACCUUCCAAACCUACACAUCGACGAUGGCGCGAUAGGAGUGUUGUUUAAGAUUUACAAAAAGAUUUUGCCCCAGGCUGGCGGAUAUCUGAAUGAUUCCGGUACCCUUCAUACCCACCGAUUACAACUCUUGCUAGACGAGCUGGUUUCGCACGAGUAUCAACAUUUCGAGACUUCAACAGGAAGUAACCAAAAGUGUGUAGGGAUUCCUGGGACUAACUUCCCCCUGAAUGACACUCAGCGCGCUCUCGUGGAUCGGGUUGAAAGCUUUUUCAGAACACACACCUAUUCCCCGAACAAAUGGACUGCAAAGUUGGUCCUCCCAGGAUGUUUGGAUCGUCAAGAUAGAAACGUACUCAGGGAUUUGGCCGACAAACUUGAUCUUUGGAUUUCUUUUGACAAUGAUCCGGAUACCCAUGCGCCUCUGAUCAGUUUAGGCUUCUUUCAAGAUGAUUUACUGUUGACCGAUCCGGUGGUUGAUGCGGUACACGGAAUCUUGCGAGAUUUGCAGGGCAAUGGAACCUCUCAACCUGAGACUCCCACUCAGAUCCAUACCCUAGACUCUUGCACCGAAGAAAUCCUCAGAAAGAUCAAGCGAACACCAGGCAACUGGGGCAUGUAUGGCCGCAAACCACCUAAGCAAUCCGACGACGAUGAUUUCCAUGCUUACCUGAAACAAUGGAAAUCAAAGUAUUAUAAAAACAAGAUGGAAUUGCAGUAUAAUGAUUCUGUCCAACUCCAUAAACUAACUCAUGCGUAUGUCGAGGGUUUACAAUGGAUUUUACAGUAUUACUAUACAGGUGUAGCCUCCUGGAGUUGGGCUUAUCCUUACCAUUAUGCCCCCAUGGUGUCCGAUCUAAACAAAGUGGCAUCAUACAAAUUUUCAUUCGAACUUGGUAGUCCAUUCAAGCCAUUCGAACAACUAAUGGGUGUUCUUCCUGGCCUGAGCUCAACUCAUGUCCCGUCUGCAUUUCAAGACUUGAUGACCAAGCCCGAUUCGCCGAUCCUCGACCUAUACCCGACCAGCUUCGAGACCGAUCUCAAUGGCAAGAGGCACGAAUGGCAAGCGAUUGCCAAGAUACCAUUUAUUGACUCGAGACGGCUUUUGGAAGCCAUGAAAGCUCAUGAGUACAAACUCAAGGACGAAGAAAUCGAGCGGAACCGGUUUGGACCCACAUGGCAAUUCCGAUACACACCCCUUUCACCCACCUAUUAUCGAUCCCUCCUCCCCAGCUAUUUCCCGGAUCUUUAUCCCUGUCUGUCCGAAAUGACCGUCUAUCAUCUCCCUACCGUUCCUCAAAAAAUCCUUGGUAGACUCAAGGAAACAGACGAAAUCGCCAAGAAUAUCGAAAAGUUGAUGGCUCUUUGUCUAUGAAUAACUGCGCGUCAUCAUCGAUGAACACUCCAGAAGUGUACAUUAACUUACUGAGAAAGUAUUAUUAUAGGAUACCCAAAGAUUAGUGCGAAACUAUUUUUUGAAAUAACCAAACAUUAUCAUUUUUUUUACAAAAAAAAAAAAAGAAAGCAUAAGUAUUCCAUGUUGUCAGUCUCACAUCCGUACAAUCUAAAGUAUCAUAAAGAAAUUUGAGUGCGGCACUGCCUAUACAAUUCUUCGGCUACAUGAGGCAGUUUGCGCUAGUGUAGAAAAUGGGAUUAGUGUGGUUCCUAGAGUGAGGGGCUUGAGCAAUUUGCAAGAUGUGAAGGCUGCACUGGAAGAAGCACCCAACCCAGAAAAAGAAGAGACGGGUUAGGGUGGAUUUGUAGGGGGGAUGGUAGAUGUUCAAAGUACAAAUAAGGCAUGUAGUGGUUGGCAAUACACUACAGAGCCUCAGGUUUUUACAGAUGCCAAACAAGACAAGGACUUUUUA